Messenger RNA from Calidris pugnax (ruff), 1392 nucleotides. It is a transcript of the gene CORO1B, whose product is annotated as coronin, actin binding protein, 1B. Gene Ontology annotation, molecular function: actin filament binding. Bases 22 to 1392 code for a protein of 456 amino acids. The record is from RefSeq and is a predicted model, not a curated record. Gene Ontology annotation, biological process: actin filament organization; cell migration. NCBI's taxonomy places the organism in Eukaryota, Metazoa, Chordata, Aves, Charadriiformes, Scolopacidae. The transcript is spliced from 9 exons.
UCCCCCCCCCCCCCCCCAGCCAUGUCGUUUCGGAAGGUGGUGAGGCAGAGCAAAUUCCGGCACGUUUUCGGGCAGCCGGUGAAGACGGAGCAGUGCUACGAUGACAUCCGCGUGUCCCGUGUCACCUGGGACAGCACCUUCUGCGCCGUCAACCCCGCCUUCCUCGCCAUCAUCGUGGAGGCCAGCGGCGGCGGCGCCUUCCUCGUCCUCCCCUUGCACAAGACCGGCCGCAUCGACAAGGCCUACCCCACCGUGUGCGGCCACACGGGGCCCGUCCUGGACAUCGACUGGUGUCCCCACAACGACCACGUCAUCGCCAGCGGCUCAGAGGACUGCACCGUCAUGGUGUGGCAGAUCCCCGAGAACGGGCUGAGCCAACCGCUGACGGAGCCGGUGGUGGUGCUGGAGGGUCACUCCAAAAGGGUGGGCAUCAUCUCCUGGCAUCCCACCGCCCGCAACGUCCUGCUCAGCGCAGGUUGUGACAACGUGGUGCUGAUCUGGAACGUGGGGACGGCGGAGGAGCUGUACCGCCUGGAGGGGCUGCACCCCGACCUCAUCUACAGCGUCAGCUGGAGCCGUGAUGGCUCCCGCUUCUGCACCGCCUGCAAGGACAAGAGCAUCCGCGUCAUCGACCCCCGCCGGGGCACCGUGGUGGCCGAGAAGGAGCGGGCACACGAGGGGGCUCGUCCCAUGAGGGCCAUCUUCUUGGCCGACGGCAAGAUCUUCACCACGGGCUUCAGCCGCAUGAGCGAGCGGCAGCUGGCACUGUGGGACACGGAGAACCUAGAGGAACCCAUGGGGCUGCAGGAGCUGGACUCCAGCAACGGGGCUCUGCUGCCCUUCUACGACCCCGACACCAACGUGGUCUACGUCUGUGGCAAGGGUGACUCCAGCAUCCGGUACUUUGAGAUCACGGAGGAGCCCCCCUACAUCCAUUUCCUCAACACCUUCACCAGUAAAGAGCCCCAGCGGGGCAUGGGCUGGAUGCCCAAACGGGGGCUGGACGUCAGCAAGUGUGAGAUCGCCAGGUGGGGACAAGGUGGGGACCCCCCCACCACCAUUUACCACCCCUGGGACCUCAGUGGGGUCCCAGGACAGGACAUGGUGGCCGGGUUGGGUGGUCCCGGGGCAGGCCGGGGUGGCUGGUUGUCCCCAGGAGGGUCCCCUCUGACAUUGCUCCCCCCGGGGUGGGGGGGUCGGGGGGGGCAGUCGGACCUGUUCCAGGACGACCUGUACCCCGACACGGCGGGCCCCGAGGCGGCCAUGGAGGCAGAGGAGUGGGUGGCGGGGCGCACGGCGGGGCCCGUGCUGGUGUCCCUGCGCCAGGCCUACGUCCCCAGCAAGCAGCGGGACCUCAAGGUGAGCCGCCGACCCCUCCUCCAUGAGAGGUGA